Messenger RNA from Saccostrea cuccullata (small rock oyster), 2634 nucleotides. RefSeq lists its product as uncharacterized. The coding region runs from base 601 to 1344 and encodes 247 amino acids. The transcript is spliced from 2 exons. Gene Ontology annotation, molecular function: DNA binding. Gene Ontology annotation, biological process: DNA integration; DNA recombination. NCBI's taxonomy places the organism in Eukaryota, Metazoa, Mollusca, Bivalvia, Ostreida, Ostreidae. The record is from RefSeq and is a predicted model, not a curated record.
CUGCAAGAGAAGAAACAGUUCAAACUGUUCAGAGUGAUUGUGUAGUGGGCGGAGCUUCGCCUGCUUUCCCGCCAUCGAUGUUGAUGGACGCCCAGAAGACCCAGAAUGCUCUGCGCCAAACAAAUAUGGCUGCGCCCAUGGACGAAGACGAUGAUGAUGAUCAUGUGCAAUGGAAAAAAACUGUUUUUUCAAAACCAAAGUAUACUUAAUCAUCUCAUGCGGCAAAGACCAUUGGUUAAUACCACUGAACAGCCUGUUUCUAAGAAACGCAAGGCACGUAUUACCAUUCUGACAUAAAACAAUAAUUUCAGCAGUAGUUGUGCAGCUAAAAAAUUUCAUAAUUAAAAUAGAAAGGCAAUAUUCAAAACAAUAUUAUAAAUAAAAUCAGAUUAAAAACUCUGUUAUUGAGAGAUCUAACACUUCAAGAUAAUAUGAUGUAGUUUACAUGGAUAAUUGUGUUUUCAGGUCGCAAAUGAGCCUGAUGAACUAACGUCGGACAAUGAUGUCGAAGAAACUCUUGAUGACCUGAUAUCCAAAGUGCAAAAGGAUAAAGACGAGGACAAGGAUGAAGAGGAUUUCUUAGAAUCAUUAGAAGAGUUUAUGGUAAAAGAUGACAAAACAGGACCAGCUCUAAGUGCUGAGUUAGCAAAAGUUAUCAACACAAAUUUCCAAGUAAGACCAUCUGAAGACAAGGCAAAAAACUUGUGUGAAAAACACAACAGACUCGAAAACUGCUCUAACAUGACGGUGCCCCGUAUCAAUGAAGAAAUAUGGCCAUCGUUAAAGAAAAAGGCACAGUCAAUAGAUUUUAAAAUUCAGAAGUCCCAAACAAUUGUGUUAAAAGCUUUGAGCCCCGCUUGCAGCCUUUUAGACAAAUUGAUUUCGGCAAGAAAAUCAAAAACAUCGGAAGUCACAGAUAUGAAGGAAUGCCUUGAACUAGCACAGGAUACAGUAAAAUUGUUGCAAUUAGCUUUUACAGAUUUAUCUCACAAACGGAGAUAUUUAAUCCGGCCAGAAUGGAAACAGAGUUAUAAACCUCUGUGCAAUGAUUCGAACAAGGUCACAGAAUUCCUCUUCGGGGACAACGUAGAUGAAAAGAUCAAGAAAAUUGAUACCUCAAAGAAAGUGAGCAAAAAACUCCAAGGAUACAGUUUUCAAGGGUCAUCUGCAGGAAAAAAUCAGGGAAGCCAUCAGAAAUCUUAUGGAUCUGGCUACAGAUUUAGUGGAAAACCUCAGACACAUGGCACCUACUCCCAUUCCUACAAAUACGACCAAAACAACAAUGGGUCUUUUUUAGGGAAAGGCAGGGGCAGGAGACCACCUCAAACCCAACAGAAGAAGUAGACAAUUCUACUCAACCAACAAUCACAGACAUAGCUCAUCUUGACCAUUCUUAUGCUGGGGAAAGUAUUGCAGAAAAUUCAGCAGGACAAAACAAAUGCAGUAGUAAUAGCACCACUGUGGCACACACAAGCGUGGUUUCCAGCACUUCUGAAAAUGAUUUAUCUGCAACCUUACCUUCUGAACAACAAAAACAUCCUUACAAUGCCAACAGAUCCGAACAGACAACACAGGAUUCCAAAGCUGAAGAUGGGAUGUUUUCCAUUGUCCGGAAACUUCUUCAGGACAGAGGAAUAUCGGAAGACCUUGCCGUGGUCAUUUUCAACUCCUGGAGGAAAUCUUCUCAAGGACAAUACUGGAGUUAUAUCAAACGAUGGUUGCAAUUUUGUGAUUCAGGGAAAAUUGAUUCAUUUAAUCCAACUGUAAAUGAUUUUCUUUGUUUUUUACAAACUUUGUUUGACCAAAAAUUGUCAUAUAGUGCAAUCAAUACAGCAAGAUCUGCUGUCUCAUCAUUACUUUCACUGUGUGGUAAAGAAAAUUUUGGAUCUCAUACUCUAAUUAAAAGAUAUUUAAAAGGUGUUUUUGUCAAACGACCAACAUUACCAAAGUAUAGCUGCACAUGGGAUGUGUCAAUAGUUAUAAAUUAUUUGAAAACAUUAUAUCCACUUUCAGAAUUGUCUUUGAAACUUCUGUCAUGUAAAACUCUUAUGUUAUUAGCUUUAUUGACUUGUCAAAGAGGUCAAACAUUACAUUUGUUAACUGUUGAUGAUGUAGUUGUAGGAAAUGAUUAUGUAGAAAUUAGAUAUAGUUCUUUGUUAAAAACUUCCAAACCAGGAAAGCAUGUAAAUAAUGUUAAGUUUCCAAUGUAUGUAGAAAAGGAAUUGUGUAUUGUGAGGACACUAUGUGAGUAUUUAGAAAGAACAAAAUUUAUAAGACAAAAUAAGAAAUUGUUUGUCAGUACUAUGAAACCUCACAAGGGUGUUAGCAGAGAUACCAUAAGUAGAUGGAUACCUGAUACAAUGGAAAUGUCGGGGAUAGACAUAUCUAAGUUUUGCCCACAUUCAACACGGGCAGCUGCUACUAGUGCCGCUCAUAAAGCAGGAGUACCAAUAGACAUUAUCAUGGAGAAAGCUGGCUGGUCGAACGCUAGUACUUUUCAAAGGUUUUAUAACAAACCGAUACAGACAUCUGCACAGUUUAAUGAAAGUAUUUUAAAAAGUGUUACUUGAUUAAAUUUGAUAUGAAGAAUGUAAAUAAAUGGAAUGUUCUUUAGUUCUACUCUUAAUUUAUUUA